Messenger RNA from Filobasidium floriforme, 1888 nucleotides. Its product is annotated as major facilitator superfamily domain-containing protein. The transcript has 12 exons. The record is from RefSeq and is a predicted model, not a curated record. Lineage: Eukaryota; Fungi; Basidiomycota; Tremellomycetes; Filobasidiales; Filobasidiaceae. Gene Ontology annotation, cellular component: membrane. Bases 203 to 1765 code for a protein of 520 amino acids. Gene Ontology annotation, biological process: transmembrane transport. Gene Ontology annotation, molecular function: transmembrane transporter activity.
UUCGAACCUGGCUGUCUGGAGAUCGGACCGAUGGUCCCCACAUCGAAAGGUCGUGCAAUGCAAAUGUCAGCUAGUCGGCCUCUCGUCAAGCCCGACGUCGAACGAGGUAUAUAUUCCAUCCACGACGAGAUGAGGGCGAAUCCAUCGAGCCUCGUCGGUGAUCUCUCCAAGUCACAACCACUCACGAGUCUUUUCCGCCAACAUGACCUCCAACCAAGCUUGGGACACCGCAUCAGUCGAGGAGAAGAAGCACGACGUCAUCCACGAUGAAGGUGAUGCGGCUUCGCAAGCCAACGUCCUCGUCGUCACUCCCGAGGACGACAAACGUGUUUGCCGGCUCAUCGACAAGAGAUUACUACCCAUUCUCAUCUGGGUCUACUUCUUGCAAAUUCUGGAUAAAUACCUGCUCGGUCUCGCCGCCGUCUGGGGUCUGAGAGAGGAAGCUGGUCUCCACGGGAAUGAAUACAGUACCAUGGCAUCCAUGAACGCUAUCGCCCAGCUCGUUUGGCUCCCCUUUUCAUCCUACCUGUUGGUCCGUCUCCCGGCUAAAUACUACAUGGCUGGUUUGGUCUUCGGAUGGGGUGGAGCGCUCUUGGGAAUGGGGUUCUCGAAGAGCUACGCCUCGUUGUGCGCCACGAGAUUCCUUCUCGGUCUCUUCGAGGCGGCCUGUCUGCCCCUUUUCGCCAUGAUCACCUCUCAGUGGUACAGGAGGCAGGAGCAGCCUCUGCGUGUGGCCACCUGGUAUGGUACCAACGGUCUCGCUACCAUGUUCGGUAGCUUGAUGAGCUUCGGAAUUGGGCACGUCAAGAGUCCUCACAUCUCGAGUUGGCAGCUGGUUUUCAUUAUUCCAGCAUGUCUCACCAUCUUGACCGCCCCAGUCAUUCUAUACGUCGUUCCCUCGAAUAUCGACGACGCCAAGUGGUUGACCGAGCACGACAGGGCCGUUGCUUACGAACGCGUCAGGUUCAACCAGACUGGAACGGGAUCGAGCAAGUUCAAGGUGCCUCAACUGCUUGAAGCCCUCUGGGACCCUAAGACCUGGAUCAUGGUAUGCACCUCGAUCUUGCUCAAUGCCGGAGCCAACGUCACCGGAACUUUCGGAGGACUUCUCGUCAAGGGUCUCGGUUUCGACAACUACAAGACGUCCCUCCUCAACAUGCCCUUCGGUGCCGUCCAGCUCCUCGUCAUUGUGCUCCUCGCUUGGAUUGCCACGCGAUUCAAGUUCAAGGGUGUCCCCCUCGCCGCCAUCUGCGUGCCCGUACUCGUCGGCUGUAUCAUCCUUGUCACUAGCGGGCGAGCGAAAAGUGAUGCGGCAAAGAACCUUGUUGGGUAUUAUCUACUUGGCUUCAUCUUCGCUGGAAACCCUUUGAUCGUGACCUGGUUGAUCGCCAAUACCGCUGGCUCCACCAAGAAGGCCGUUGUCACCGUCAUGUACAACAUUGGAAGCUCGGCCGGUAACAUCAUCGGACCCUUCCUCUUCCAAGCCAAGGAACAACCCUACUACAGGACCGGCUUGAAGAUCGUCAUGGGAGUCUUUGCCGCUCUCUUCGCGCUCGUCAUCUUGCAGAUGUUCCUCCUCAUCACGCUGAACAAGCUUAAUGCCAAGAAGCGUGUCGAACUCGGCAUGGAGGCCGUCAUCGUCGAUCGAUCCAUGAUGACCAAGGCAGAAGAGGAUGCUGCAGGCGCAGUCGAGCACGUCGAGCACAACGAGGAGGACGAUGACAUUACGGAUAUGAAGAACCCUCGGUUCGUGUAUGUGCUUUAAAGGGAUUGUAUAUAAGGUCGAUCGAAUUGGAGGACUGUCAGUGUAAGACUCAGGCUCGAAGUGAUAUUCAUAUAUGCUCAAGAACUCGAAGUGCUUGUUACGCGAGAUAUGAAACACAGAUCA